CCGUCUUAUUGCAGGGAAACGAGCUCAGGGCUCCACUGAUUCGGUGACAUGUCACCAUCAGCAGCAGCAGCCUUCAUGCAAGAGGUCAAUGUUCGUAGACUUACUGUCUAGUCACUGUCACGGCACAGGCACAUUUUUCUCAGACCCCUUUGCAUUUCUUCCUUUGCACAAAGUCACCAGCAGCAGCAGCCUUCAUGCCAGAGGUCAAUGUUCGCAGAGCCACUGGCUACAAAAACUCCUGCUGGCCCUGUCCAGCCAUUUGUGCUAAGCCCUUUCAGCAUGCGGCUUUCCUGGACAGGAGUGGUUGCAGCUCUGGCCCUGUUGGCCACAGUGGCCCAGGCAGCGGUGGUCACCGAGAAUGGCUACCCCAUCAUGUGGGAGAAGGCGCCGGCGGAGCUCAAAGACUUCCCCGCGGUGGACGCCGAUGAGGUCACAAUCAACCCCUGGGAGUACUUGCAGCGCAUGGGGAUGUACCGACUCAUGCUGAACCACACAAACCAGUACAUGGGCUGCAUGGGUCCCGGCCCGAACGACAGCCCGCUGUGGGGGCUGCCGCUGCAACUGGGUUGGAAGCUGAAAUCAGGUCGGUUGGUGGACCCAACAGCAGCUAGUACCUGUGGUCAAGAGAGUGGUGAUCCAAUGUGUAUCUCUCCCAAGAGCUGGUGGGCAUGUGUGAACUACUACCUGUCUGUCAUUCCAUUCUUGGCUGCCGUACAGACAGGUUUGAUUGGAGACGGAGACAUCAAGAUUACAGUCCAGAGCCCCCCGGAGGGCACCGAAGACUAUUGCACCAACUUUAUGGACUGCUCUGCUAAAUAUCCAGAUUUGAUGUCCAAAUGGGAAACCUUUUUCAAAACAGUGAAAGCGGUGAGUGAAUCAGAAGCCACAGACAUGGAGAAGAGGAACCAGAUCAUGAGCACCAUGUGGGCCGCACAGCAAGCCUCUCUACAGCAGGCCACAACAAGCUGCUCAGAGCGGCAGAAGUCCUAUUCCAAACCAGAAAUUUCCUUCGCUGUGAGCUGGGUGAGCUCGGCCGACUAUGUCAGCGCAGCGUACUUCCAGUCCAACAUGGAGAAGUCGAGGCGGUUCAUGACCCCGCUGCCAAGUCGAGUGCUGACCGAUGCCGACAGCCCUCCUAACGUCCCGGACCUGAGCGCAGAGGAGAACCACGCGCUCUACAUCUUCAGCUGGAUGAACAACGUCAACAAACUACUGGGAAAUACUCUGGUGAACUUGUGGAAUAAGUCCAUGUGUUCCGACGCAGCGCGGGAGAAAGGCAGGCAACUUCUGGAUGAUCUGAUACUGAACCCGAAAUUUGCAGUCUCUGGCCUUCUCUCCAUCCUGACCGGAAUGGCAACCAGCUGCUGAUGCUGCUGCCACAACGUUCCAGCAAUGUUCUCACAGACCAAUUGUGAUGACAGAUCCAACAACUUUCUUAAAUAAAACUACUUUUCAAAACUG
This is a messenger RNA of Alosa alosa (allis shad), 1461 nucleotides long. It is a transcript of the gene leg1.1, whose product is annotated as liver-enriched gene 1, tandem duplicate 1. Bases 208 to 1368 code for a protein of 386 amino acids. NCBI's taxonomy places the organism in Eukaryota, Metazoa, Chordata, Actinopteri, Clupeiformes, Clupeidae. The record is from RefSeq and is a predicted model, not a curated record. The transcript is spliced from 7 exons.